CGCGUAUGCGAGUUUUCGUAUAAAAGCGAGCAAGUUUUCCAGCUCCUUCUCACCAUUCUUUUUUUUCCUCAUCACACUUUACUUUAUUUUUCUACACACAACUAAAAGUACAGCUUUGGCUACAAUCGCGCUUACAACUUGCUACAAACCAAAAUUCAAAUGGACGACAAGCAGAACAUCGCUAAGAACGAGAAGGCUGUCGCCGACUCAUACAACAACCCGAACCCGCUGCCCGAUGGCACGCUCCCCAGGUCAAAUAUUAACAAUAACAGUAACCAACACGAGUACACCAACCUGUACGAUGACGCCCCCGUGAGCCGCGCAGCCCAUAGCGGGAGCACACCAGGAUACACCUCCAACGCCAACAGUGGUAACCCUUACGGACAGCAGCAGCAGAAUUAUCCGCCCACAGCCGGCCCUUCGUCAGGCCCAUCGCCCUAUGGCCCCUACGUGAUCGACGGUGUCACAGGAGUGAAGGUCCCAAAAGAUUCAUACAUCGAGGUGACCGACGUGCCCGCUAAUGUGAAGUGCCCUAAUUGCCACAAGGACAUAGUCACCCAGAUUGAGACCAAGACGGGCGCUCGCACUGUUAAGAUCCAUGUUUGCCCGUAUUGCCACCACAAGCUGGGCAAGGUUAUUUCGUUGACUGCUGUGGGCCCAUUCGAUAAAAAGUAAUUUUUAUUAGUGAUAAGCCCGAGUUUGCGAGAUUUUGGGGGCCAGCCUCAUUUCAUUUUAUAUAAAUAUUUAUUUAUUUUUACACUGUAAUACGAUAACUUAUACUAAUUUUACGG
Molecule: messenger RNA, 791 nt
Organism: Kickxella alabastrina
Lineage: Eukaryota; Fungi; Kickxellomycota; Kickxellomycetes; Kickxellales; Kickxellaceae
Exons: 3
Coding region: 160-675 (171 amino acids)
Source: RefSeq, a predicted model, not a curated record